Hypoxylon fragiforme is the source of this 408-nucleotide messenger RNA. Its product is annotated as nucleic acid-binding protein. Gene Ontology annotation, molecular function: translation initiation factor activity; RNA binding. The coding region runs from base 1 to 408 and encodes 135 amino acids. The record is from RefSeq and is a predicted model, not a curated record. NCBI's taxonomy places the organism in Eukaryota, Fungi, Ascomycota, Sordariomycetes, Xylariales, Hypoxylaceae. Gene Ontology annotation, biological process: translational initiation. Gene Ontology annotation, cellular component: nucleus. The transcript is spliced from 2 exons.
AUGGGUCGACCGAAGCGCGACAUACGUGCUGCUGCCGAGGAGUCAACUACGCCCCCGGCCCAACUCACGCAGUCGCAGUCGCUCGCCAGGGUGAUCAAAGCCGAGGGUAACAGCCUCUACAGCUGCUCUCUGCCCAACAAGCGUACCGUGCUCGUCGAGCUUGCAGCUCGCUUCCGCAACACGAUCUGGAUCAAACGCGGCGGCUAUGUCCUAGUAGAUCUGGCUGACCCCAAGGAGCAAAAGGGCAAGGUGGAGGGCGAGGUUGUAAAUGUCGUCCGCGACGAGAAGGAAUGGCGGAAGCAGAGUUUUUGGCCUAAUGAAUUUCCCCGAUCUACCUAUGAUGAUUCGGAGGACGAAGAAUCGACUGUGGGCCGGAUGCCGCCGUCAGAUUCAGAGGAUGAGGACUGA